AUGUCACAAGAAGUUAUUCAAAAAGAAAAAAAAAAAUUUAAAAAUUUUACUAUAUUAAAUUGGAUUUUAUUAUUAUUAUUAAUAUCUACAAAUUUUACUUGCCCAUUAGCAUUUUCCUGUAUUUCACCUUUUUAUAAUACAGUAGCUUUUACUAAAGGUUUAUCCUUAUCACAAUGUGGUAUUGUUUUUGGAAUAUUUAAUUUUUUAGGUAUUUUUGCUUCACCUAUUGUUGGAUCAAUUAUACCAAAAAUUGGUUUAAGAAUUCUUUUACCAUCAGGAAUGAUUAUAACUGCAUUUGGAACAUUAUUAUUUGCAUUAACAAUUAUUAUUCAAUCUUCUUUCUGGUUUUUUAUAAUUUCAUCAAUCUUAAGAUUAAUACAAUCUUUAGGAUAUUCAAUUUUAUUAACAUGUACUUUUACAUGUGUUUCAAGAUCAUUUCCAGAUUUAACAUCAACAAUAUUAGGAAUAAUUGAAACAUUUGUUGGUUUAGGAUAUACAUUAGGACCAUUUUUUGGUGGUGCUCUUUAUGAUUAUGGUGGUUAUAUUUUACCAUUUCUUGUUCUUGGAAUUUUUUUAUUAGUAUGUGGAAUAAUAAGUAUAUUUUUUAUAAAAAUUGAUAAUGAAGAUUCUUGUAAUAAAUAUCAUUAUUCUAUUUAUUUUAAAUUAAUCAAAAUACUUGAUGUUUGGAUUAUUAUGAGUUCAGCAAUUUUUACAGGAAUGAUAUUUCAAUAUCAUGAUGUUACAUUACCAGAAGUAUUAAAGGAAUUUAAUUUAACUUCAUCACAAAUUGGAGCAUUUUUUUUAAUUAUGGGAAUUCCUUAUGCUAUAUUAACACCAAUAUAUGGUUAUAUACUUGAUAAAUAUGGUGGUGCAUCAUAUUUUAUAAUUUCUGGUUCUAUUUUAUCUAUAAUAGCUAUGUAUUUUUUUGGUCCAGCACCUUUUAUUCCACUAAAAAGAAAUUUAACUUUAUUAAUUAUAAUGAGUAUUUUUGAAGGAAUAUCUGUUGGUGGUCUUUAUAUUCCUUGUUAUAUAAAAGUAUUAAAAACUGUUAUAAAAGAAAAAAAUUUUCCUGAUAAUUUAGAAACAUCUGGUGUACUUUCAGGAAUAUUUGGUAUGUGUUAUUCAUUUGGAGCAGUCAUUGGUCCUAGUGGAGGAUCUUUUCUUGUUGAUCAAUUAAAUUAUCAAUGGUCUACUUUUAUUUAUGGUACAGCAAUGUUAAUAUAUUUAUUAAUAUUUAUUUUUAUUUAUUACAUACCAAGACAUUGUAACAAAAAUAAAAUUAAUGAUAUUGAAGAAAAUAAUACCAACAUAUAUCAAUGA
This is a messenger RNA of Strongyloides ratti, 1320 nucleotides long. RefSeq names its product MFS-type transporter SLC18B1. Lineage: Eukaryota; Metazoa; Nematoda; Chromadorea; Rhabditida; Strongyloididae. Gene Ontology annotation, biological process: transmembrane transport. Bases 1 to 1320 code for a protein of 439 amino acids. The record is from RefSeq and is a predicted model, not a curated record. The transcript has 3 exons. Gene Ontology annotation, molecular function: transmembrane transporter activity.